Phytophthora sojae is the source of this 1337-nucleotide messenger RNA. RefSeq lists its product as hypothetical. The record is from RefSeq and is a predicted model, not a curated record. Gene Ontology annotation, cellular component: membrane. The transcript has 2 exons. NCBI's taxonomy places the organism in Eukaryota, Oomycota, Peronosporomycetes, Peronosporales, Peronosporaceae. Bases 18 to 1337 code for a protein of 439 amino acids. Gene Ontology annotation, molecular function: lipase activity.
UCACUUCGUGCGCAACAAUGGCGACCCGUAGCCGCGUGAACUCGGCGCUGCGCGCGCAGCACAUGCCGGCGCACCUGCGCCACCUCGAGGGCAAGUUCAAGAACGCGCGCGGCCAGAACCUGUCCUACCUGGCGCUCUUCCCGCCCGCGUCCACGCCGCUGCGCGCCGUCGUGCUCUACCUGCACGGCAUCGGCGACCACAGCCGCCGCUACUUCCACCUGUACGAGCGCCUCUGCGAUGCCGGCUUCGGCGUGCUGGCCUACGACCUGCUGAGCCACGGCGCCAGCGACUCGGACCAGCACGGGCUGCGCGCGCACAGCGCCAGGUUCCAGUACUUCGUGGACGACACGAACGAGUUCAUCAAGCUGGCCAAGAUGCAGCUGUACCCGCAGCUGGCGCUGCCGCAGGACAAGGAGAAGGAGCCCAAGCUCGUCCUGGCCGGCAUGUCGUACGGCACGCUCGUGAGUCUGCACACCAUCCUCAGUGGGGCGCACGGCUUCAGCGGCGUCGUGUUGGUGGCGCCGGCGCUGCUGGUCGAGAUGACCACGACGCUGAGGGUGCAGGCUGUGUUUGCCAGGCCGUUGAGCAAGCUCAUCCCCAAGGCCCGCAUCGUGCCGGGAGUCAAUGGGGACUACCUGUGCAGAGAUCAGGACUACGUGAACGACUUCAAGGCCGACCCGUUGACGGUCUCGGAGCCCGUGACGGCGAGAAUGGGCGCCGAGACGCUCAAGGCCAUGAGGGCGCUGGAGGCGGACAAAAGAGUGGAGGACAAGCAGAGCGCGCUGUGCAAGCUGCCGAUGCUGAUGAUGAUGGGCUCGAACGACAAGGUCACGAGCCUGGAGCUGGCGCAGGUGUUCUACAACCGACUGGCUGCCCAGGACAAGGAGUUCAAGGUGUUCGACGACUACUUCCACGCGCUGUUCGAUGACCCGGAGUCGGAGGCCGUGUUCGUGUACCUGGACAACUGGCUCAAGAAGCGAUUCCCCGUCCCGGAAGGUGCUGAGAAGGUUGAGAAGAUUGAAGAGGGUGACGAGGAGAAGGCUGAGGCUGAAGAGAAGAAGGUUGAAGAGGCGGUGGAGGAGGAAACUAAGGUCGAAACUGACGUGAAAACUGAAGCUGUCGAGUCCGCUGUCGUCGAAGAAGCUACGCUCAAGUCGGAUAACAACAGUACGCCAGCGCAGGAGGAGCCAGUAAGCGACAAGACGGACGGAACUCAAGCCGAGGCUACAGAGGACAGUGAUAACACGACGAAGGUCGACGAGAUGCCGGCCAGCUCUGAUGUGAGCAGCGAGGCUCCGAAGGCUGAAACUGCAGAGAGCACUAAGGAGCAGGCUUAG